Molecule: messenger RNA, 1365 nt
Organism: Penicillium subrubescens
Lineage: Eukaryota; Fungi; Ascomycota; Eurotiomycetes; Eurotiales; Aspergillaceae
Product: helitron helicase-like domain-containing protein
Exons: 1
Coding region: 1-1365 (454 amino acids)
Source: RefSeq, a predicted model, not a curated record
AUGGCUAUUAGAGGACCAAUAGGCCACCAUCCUGAUCCGUUGCGCAAUGAAGCCAGCGCGAGGCCACAGCGGUCAGGUGCCGGUAAUGCGAAUGGAAAUCGUAGUGCGCUUUCCGCCGCUAUCAUAGCGAGGCUCACUGACGAGCUAAACCGCUAUAACCCGUUCAUCGGGAUCUACCGGACUGCCCGGGAGCAGCUAAUCGAGGCCGCCCGAAGCCGGACCCCUAUAGAUGUGAUACUAUCCCCCGAUCUGCGUAUCAUCCUCCAAGGAAAAUUUGAUCCACGCACGCAUAACUUGCCUACACGGACCGAGGUAGCAGCGUUUAUCCCAGACGCGCCACCAGACUUCGGUCAGCGAACGUACCGGGAUAUGGUUUUGACUUUACGGGCCCCAGAUACGGGUCGUGCUGCCCUUCGUAGGGUGGAUCCCAGCCAUGCGGCGUAUCUACCUCUGCAUUAUGUGUUACUUUUUCCUCACGGGGAUACCGGGUGGUCCUGGGGCCUCCGUUUGACAUUCCGUGAUCGGGAUAAUGCCGCCCAGGAUGAAGUAGACGACCUUGGACCUGACGAUGGGGAAAUGGAUCUACCGGCUGUCUUACAUGACAUGGUAGAUAUAGAUACCGACCCGGACCAUGACCCAGCGACGUCUUCCUUGAACUGUAUAACAGCCCGUCAAUAUCAUGCUUUCCGCGUAUUUACUCGGUCUGAUGACUUCAAUCCAAUCCACCGUGCCUGUCGGCUAGGUCACCAGUAUUGGGUCGACACGUAUGCUACAAUUGAGCACUCCCGACUGCGUUGGUUUAGUGGUCAUCAAGACGAUAUCCGAGCGGAUACUUAUCAAGGCCUUGCAGAUCACCUAGCGGAGGCAGGUAUUGAUACUGCCACUGAGGGCACGGAGGCUAUGAUAACUGCACCGGUCGGUCAGCGUGUGAUAUUACCCUCAUCGCACAUAGGCAGCCCGCGUUUCAUGAAGAAGAUCUGUCAAGAUGCAAUUGCUUUGAUCCGUAAGUUGGGGCCGCCUACGUUGUUUAUUACUAUGACGGCCAAUCCAAGUUGGGAUGAGAUUACACGGGAGCUAUUCCCUGGCCAAACUGCCAUGGAUCGCCCGGAUUUGGUCAGCCGUGUCUUUGAUCUUAAGAAAAAAGACCUUCUCCUGCAACUCUGUAGGAAAGGUAUCUUUGGCCCUUCCACUGGCCGGUUUUGGACAAUUGAGUAUCAAAAGCGCUCCCUCCCUCACUGCCAUUUACUGCUCUUCCUGGGAAAUAGCGACCAGUUCCACAACCCUUCAAUGAUAGAUGAGGUGGUCUGUGCUGAGCUACCCGAUCCAGUGGUGGAUCCGGAACUCAGCAAGAUUGUCCGUGACUAA